Venustampulla echinocandica is the source of this 1770-nucleotide messenger RNA. RefSeq names its product Metallo-dependent hydrolase. Gene Ontology annotation, biological process: adenosine catabolic process; inosine biosynthetic process. The record is from RefSeq and is a predicted model, not a curated record. NCBI's taxonomy places the organism in Eukaryota, Fungi, Ascomycota, Leotiomycetes, Helotiales, Pleuroascaceae. The coding region runs from base 1 to 1770 and encodes 589 amino acids. The transcript has 5 exons. Gene Ontology annotation, molecular function: adenosine deaminase activity.
AUGGAGGCCCGAAUCAAGCACAUGGACUGGCCGUCCCAAAUAGGAGACGACGAAUGGAAAGAAGUUUCCGAGGGACUCCCGUCCAAAGAGGAGCCAUUCAUUUGGAAGUACGUCUCCGGACGCGAAGCACUUAUCGCACAGGAGAAGAAGCAGAGAAGUGAUUACGCCUUCCGUCAGUCCCUCUCGCCGCUCGCCACACGAGCCUGCGAAAUCGUAUCCCGCAUCCGCGACGAAGAGCAGCGUACGAUAUGGACGGGCGAAUAUGAGGAUUUCCUUGCGCGCGAGGCGGGCGCACAUGUGUAUCCAGGCAUGAUGUUUGGCCUUGCCAAGGAGCGUAUGGAGAAGACGAAAUUGUGGAAGAUUGUUAGGAAUAUGCCAAAGGGCGCGCUGCUCCAUGCCCAUAUGGAUGCUAUGGUGGAUUUUGAUUAUCUUUUUGACGUGUUGUUGGAGACCAAGGGGAUGCAUAUAUAUUGUGAUCAGCCGCUGGCGACAAAGGAGGCGAGGGAUGGGGCAUGGGUAAAAUUUCGGUUUCAAAAAAAGGACCAUGUUGAGGGGAACUCGAUAUGGAGCCCUGAGUAUGAGCCAUCUGCGCCUAUCCUCCUUACCAAAGCAGCGGACGCUUUCCCCAACGGCGGCAGGCCUGGAUUCAUAUCCUGGUUGAAAAGUCGUUGUACUAUCACAUGCACGGAAUCAUGUGAACAUCACCAUGGUGUCGAUGCGGUUUGGAGGAAGUUUAGCUCUUGCUUUGGUAUUUUGAACACAAUUGUCUUCUAUGAGCCCAUCUUCAGGCUCUUUAUGAGGAGGAUGAUGGUUCUUUUGCUGGCCGAUGGGGUUAAGUGGGUUGAUUUAAGACUCGCCUUUGCAUUCCGGUAUUAUAGAGAGGGGAGCGAGGAACCUGAUAAAACGUUUGACGGGCUGUUUAAGGUGUUCGGGGAGGAGAUUGAGAAAUUCAAGGCUUCAGAAGAAGGCAAGGCUUUCUGGGGUGCAAGAAUGAUCUGGACAGGUCUUCGCGCGAUGGAUACAAGAAAGAUCGUUGAAGAUAUGGAUGCAUGCAUUGGGAUCAAGCUGGCUUACCCUCACCUGAUCUCCGGGUAUGACUUGGUUGGACAAGAAGAUGCUGGUAGACCUCUCAAAGAUCUUCUUCCGGAACUCUUCUGGUUUAAGAAACAGUGUGCUCAGGAAGGGAUUGAUAUACCAUUCUUUUUCCACGCCGGAGAGUGUCUUGGUGAUGGGAAUGAUACAGACCAGAAUCUGUUUGACGCCGUCCUUUUAGGAACUCGGAGGAUCGGCCACGGCUAUUCGAUUUACAAACACCCACUCCUUAUUGACAUGGUGAAGGAGAAGAAAAUCCUUGUGGAAAGUUGUCCAAUCUCCAAUGAAAUUCUUCGGCUGUGUAACUCAGUUCUGUCGCACCCACUUCCAGCACUACUCGCUCGCGGAGUGGCGUGUGCAUUGUGCAACGACGAUCCAGCCAUCCUUGGCCAAGAUACCGCUGGCAUGACCCACGAUUUCUGGCAAGCUCUCCAGGGUUGGGACAAUCUUGGCCUUGCUGGACUUGGGUCGCUGGCGGAAAACAGCGUCCGAUGGGCAGCCUUCGAAGACCAGACUAAUGCUCAGUGGUUGCAGGGCAUUAGGGAUGCCACAUUGGGAACUGGGGUUAGGGCUGAACGGAUGAUGCAGUGGUCCGUUGAGUGGGAACAGUUUUGUUUGUGGAUUGUGACGGAGUUUGACGAUGAUGCCGAAGUCUCGGACGAGGGCGUGGCUAUAUAG